AUGAUGAAGGUGGGUCGCUCGCUGUCACAGCUUGUAGAUAACAAGCGGACCCAAGAGUCCAAGACUAGGAGAAGUGUUGGAGGAAGAGGUGGAACGCAGGCUUAUCGUGAAAAAUCAUUUCUUUCUUUUGAAAUACAGGGCAUUCGAAAGUCGCUCAAGGGCGACAAGACAGAUACGUACUCAGGUCCGAAAGCGUCGCACCUAUCUAUUGCACCAAAGGCCGCCAUCACCAUCCAGCCCCCUAAAAAAGUUGGUUUCUCCCUUCAAUACAGGGUAUAUUUGUUUCUUAAACCAUCAUCACCGUCACCCGCCGAGUUGAAGGGAAUGGGAGAGAAGAGAAUAUAUCUUUCUAAUCUUGUUUUGUGUAUUUGGAGGGGAAUGGAAAAAUUCUCAAAAGGUGAAAACAGGGGCUAAUUGGAAUUCGUUGUGUAACGCAGGUGAUUCGGGCAUUGUUCGACUACACGGCGGCAAGUGAUCUGGAAUUAAGCUUCUCCAAGGGUGACUUCUUCCACGUUAUAGGAAGAGAGGACGACCCCGAAUGGUACGAAGCAUGCAAUCCGGCUUCGAAUGCGAGGGGAUUGGUCCCGGCCACUUACUUUCAAACGCUGGGCAAGAGCGGGCGCGGUAGUCAGGAUUCCGCGGCUUCUGGUGCCAGUGACAUUCUAAGGACCGACUCCGGGUACUCUGAUCGGGGCGCGACCGCUGGAUCGCAAGAGCAUGUCACUUCUUCUUCCGGUGGUACCGAGAGGCCGAGAGCUAUGAGUACAUCUGGGAAAUCUGGCAGUCCGCUCUAUGGUGUCGUGCAGUAUGACUUUGCCGCUGAGAGGGCUGACGAAUUGGAAGCAAAGGCGGGUGAGGCAAUUAUAGUGGUUGCACAAUCUGAUAAGGACUGGUUUGUCGCGAAGCCGAUCGGCAGGCUCGGCGGCCCUGGCUUGAUUCCGGUAGAUUUCAUUGAGAUUAGGGAUAUGGUUACCGGUCAAAUCGUGGAAGACACCCAGGCUGCGAUCGCGCGUGCUGGCGUACCAAAGGUAGAGGAAUGGAAGAGGAUGGCUGCCGAGUAUAAAAAUAGUAGCAUUUCACUCGGCAAAUUCGACUUUGAUGCACAGACGGCGCAAGCCCAGGGACAGAUGCAGAACAUGUCGAUGGGUGACAGUCAGAAUAGACAUGUACGUUGUCUUGCAUCCAUCACUUUAUGCUUUGUUUGAUCUGCCGCUGACCGUUUUUUUUAUUAGACGCUCCAGGGGUAUUCCAAUGGUGGCGGUCCUUCGGAUCAAUACCGCCACUCGAGAUCGUCCUCGCAGGGCCAAUAUUUGGCACCUGUGGCUGCAUCGGUCGACAGCUACUCUUUCGAGCAUGGUCGGUACUGGUACGUACUCAAUGCGACAAUGGAGGAUGGUAGAAGUUGGAUCCUAUGCCGGUUCUAUGAGGAUUUCUACGACUUUCAAAUUUCUCUGCUGGAUGAAUUCAAGGAUGAGGCCGGUCACACUGGACAACCCCGCUCUUUACCUUACAUGCCGGGACCCGUAACGUACGUCACCGACACCAUUUCUGCCGCUAGGAGACAAAGUUUGGAUGAAUACAUCAAAAAAUUGUUGGCCAUGCCCACCUAUAUAUCCAGGAGCAAGCUGGUAAAGCAACUGUUCGCGCCUCGACCUGGAGAUAUGGAAACAACCGGUUACAGACAAUCGCAGGCUUCCCUCCACGAUAACAGACGUUCCACUGCAUCGCAACAGUCUAGUGACUCGUCGAGGGAACCGUCAAGACAGUCUUCGCAACAUAAUCUUAAUGGGGCUAAUGGUGGGAAUGGAUACCCUGGCUUAUCGGCGCCCCCUCCGCGGAGCUCCGGACAACAGCCCCGAAUGGCAGGACCCAACGGUAUCUCUCAAGCCCAGCAGGUUCACAUUCGUUCGACCUCCGAUCUACAACCCCCACGCAUGCUUCGACAGGAUAGUUCAAUGAGCGCUGCAACCCAAGGAUCAAACUCUUCGCAGCCGGGGCAGUUCAUGAAGGUUAAGAUUACCUGCGGUGACGACCUGAUUGCGAUCCGCCUGCCAAAGGACGUGUCUUAUGUUCAGUUGCAAGAGAAGCUUCAGGAACGAUUAGGAGCGGAUAUCAGUUCUGUCCGAUAUAAAGACGAGCCUUCGGGAACAUAUGUCGAGCUGUCGAACGAUAACGAUUUGGCUGUUGCACUGAGCCGGAAUCCGAAACUUUGGCUGCACGUUCAAAGAUAAGAAAGACAGAGUCUAAUCUUUUUCUUUGUCUUCUCUCUCUCUCUCUCUCUUCUUUCUUUCCUUCUGGUAGUUUUCUUUACUUCCACUUCUAUACCAUUAUCAUUCAUACCUGAGCCUGGAGUUUUUUUCUUUCCUUCUGUUACUUUUACAGCUCAUCCUAACAUAGCUUGAAUGUGUCCAAAACCUUUUAACUCUUUCAUUUGUCACGGGUCUAGGGGUGGUUUUUGUGGAGCUGCGAAAUAGCUAUUGGGAGAGAGGGAUGGAGUCAAUCAUGUCGAGAAUCUAGCUUUACUUUUCUACUGGCCGACAUACUUUGCAUUCCCUGUUACCUCCCCCUCCUUUUUUCUUCUGUCCCUCUCUACCUAUUUUUCUUGAUAUUUCCUUCCAGUGCGUGUGUCUGUGUGCUCCUGAGUGUUCCCGUCAUCUGUGAGGCUAUAACGUGUGAUACGAAGUUGGGAUUUUUUCAGUUUUUUUGGGGGGGGGGGGCUGGGGUAGGGUGGAUGAAUAGUUGUCUUCGACCGUUUCAAACCGGGACCGGGAACACCUCAUCGGUAGAUGGUGAAGUAAGUUCUCCGCGUUGGCAGACCACUUUUUGAAGAUGGGGAGGCUAUGGCUGCGGCACGUGCUGUGGUAUCCUGCUGUAGAUUGAUGGAUCUGGUUUGUGGAGUAGGGGUGGGAGGAAUGGAGGAGGAGGGAGGGGUUGUUGCUGUCAUGAAUGCUUUGCUUUCUAUUUUACUGGAUGCGUAUGAUUGUCUGACUGUCUUGGAGUUGGAGCCGUGGGUGGUGGGGGAUUUGGUCGUCCAUGUCAGUCAUCUCCAUGGCAGGAACUUUUGGGAUUUUUCUUUCUUCCUUUCUUAUAUCUUUUGUUUCCCCUUGUAUGCCCAUUGCUAGCUAUAGUUUGUCGGUUGGCUGGAUAUCACCAUUGCUUCUUUUUUUUCUUUUUUUUCUCGAUUGAUUAGUUCCUCUCAAUCCCCCCUCCAUCCUACCCACGUACUGUACAGUGCUGUACAGGUCAACGAAUGAGUGCACGCGGAAGGAUAAUUUUCUUAAUAUGAUAUAAAAAACAAAAAACAGGAUUUCCUUUCAUCCCCUUAGCUCUUGGUAGGCAGUCCUAGCAUGUGGGUUAGGAGUUGCGUAACCUUUCUUAACCAUCAACUUACCACCCUUUCUUUUUUCAAAUUUUUUUUCUUCUCUAAUUUCUGUGUAAAUUCUAUCACCUUUUUGUUGUUUCCUUUUUCCUUUCCUUGUUGAGGAAAAGUUAGCUAUUGUUGAUAUCAUGGUUUUACCUGGCUUGGAUGGGAUAGGACGUGUGGGCGUGCGCUUUUUUUAUUUUUCUUAUAUCAGCCCGGCUUGUAGAUUAUAUUUAUCCAUUACGGGUCUAUGAUAGUGCAGUUGCAGUACAGUACGAUAUUCG
Molecule: messenger RNA, 3645 nt
Organism: Tuber aestivum (summer truffle)
Lineage: Eukaryota; Fungi; Ascomycota; Pezizomycetes; Pezizales; Tuberaceae
Source: the annotation of a GenBank genome assembly